GCUCUUUUCAAGUUUUCGACUCCUCCAUCUAACCCUAAACGAAAAACCGGGAGCAACAGAUAAAUUCCAGAACCGCGUGCUUGGCGACCAAACAUGCUUUUGUGAGUCAGGAAUGCGUGAAUUAACAAUGACGGUGUUCUUUAUCGGACUUUUUCUUUUAAGCGGGAACGCGUUCGCUUUUCGGGCUUACUCCUGGUCUUACGAGGAUGCCGCUAAGUAUUCGAAAGACUAUCGGAAUGAUCCGCUAGUGGUGGAAACCACCUCCGGUUUGAUACGUGGAUACGAAAAAACCGUCUUGGGGCGCGAGGUUCAUUUGUUUACGGGUAUACCGUUUGCGAAGCCACCAGUUGAUCAUUUAAGGUUCAGACGACCGGUACCAAUUGAUCCGUGGCAUGGGAUACUUAAUGCCACUAAGCUUCCUAACUCUUGCUAUCAGGAAAGAUAUGAGUACUUCCCUGGUUUUGAGGGUGAAGAAAUGUGGAACCCAAACACUAACAUCUCAGAAGAUUGUCUUUACUUGAAUAUAUGGGUUCCACAACGGCUGCGCAUAAGGCACCAUGACACUAAACACCCCGUUGAAAGAACCAAAGUACCAGUGCUUAUUUGGAUCUAUGGAGGGGGUUACAUGAGUGGCACCUCAACCCUUAAUAUUUACGAUGCGAGCAUUAUUGCUGCCACCAGUGACGUCAUUGUUGCUUCCAUGCAAUACCGCAUAGGUUCCUUCGGAUUCUUAUAUCUAAACAGGUUUUUCCCUAAGGGUAGUGAGGAAGUUCCAGGCAAUAUGGGAUUAUGGGAUCAGGCAUUGGCUAUACGCUGGAUCAAGGAUAACGCUGCCGCAUUUGGUGGUGAUCCUGAACUGAUUACAGUGUUUGGAGAAUCCGCCGGAGGAGGUUCUGUGAGUAUCUUACUGCUAAGCCCCAUUACAAAAGGGCUUGUAAAAAGAGGAAUACUUCAGUCGGGAACAGUUAAUACCCCUUGGAGCUAUAUGACAGCCGAAACAGCGGAAUCAAUCGCGAAAGUUCUUAUACAAGAUUGUGGUUGUAACGUCACAAUUUUGGAAACGCGCCCCUACGAAGUUUUGGAUUGUAUGCGAGCUGCGGACGCCAAAACGAUUUCUUUACAGCAGUGGAAUUCUUAUUCGGGGAUUUUGGGAUUUCCGUCGAUGCCCACCAUAGAGGGCGUUUUUUUACCGAAGCAUCCAUUAGAUAUGGUGUCGGAUGGGGAUUAUGAGGAUAUGGAAAUUUUGUUAGGGAGCAAUCAGGAUGAAGGUGAGUGA
Molecule: messenger RNA, 1276 nt
Organism: Anthonomus grandis grandis
Lineage: Eukaryota; Metazoa; Arthropoda; Insecta; Coleoptera; Curculionidae
Product: acetylcholinesterase-like
Exons: 1
Coding region: 113-1276 (387 amino acids)
Biological process (GO): acetylcholine catabolic process in synaptic cleft; choline metabolic process
Cellular component (GO): plasma membrane
Molecular function (GO): acetylcholinesterase activity
Source: RefSeq, a predicted model, not a curated record